Molecule: messenger RNA, 1922 nt
Organism: Homarus americanus (American lobster)
Lineage: Eukaryota; Metazoa; Arthropoda; Malacostraca; Decapoda; Nephropidae
Product: beta-1,3-galactosyltransferase 1-like
Exons: 5
Coding region: 351-1568 (405 amino acids)
Cellular component (GO): membrane
Molecular function (GO): hexosyltransferase activity
Source: RefSeq, a predicted model, not a curated record
UUAAGGUGAUACCCGACCUGUAAACAUCGUGUGGUACAUACUUCUCUUCUCCUGAAUAGUGCACAGGUGCGUUAGUGCAUUAAUGUGAUCUUGUACACGUGUGUUGUGCAGGUGUACAAGUGUCAAGGGGUGGCAGUAGAUGAUGAUAGGCGCUAAAUAGUCACAGUGUGGAUGUGUCGAGGGGGUGAAGAUCACCUACAGCGCCUUCUCCAGCCAUCCCUCAAGUCCUCUCCGUUCUUCUUCGUCUCCUCCGUCCGCCCAACUUCGCUCUUGCUGGCACUACACGUCGACAGGGUACCGGCGUUCGUCUGCGUCUCUGUGUGUGUUUCAAUUUGACCAUCAACAAUAUUAUGAGAGGUGCUACAGGUGUGAUGUGGAUGAAUUACCUGUCCAAGUUCAGGGGACUAAAACUGCUGCUGGUGCUCGUCCUGUUGACCGCCUGGUACCUUGACCUCCACAACGUCACCCUCGGCUUCCUCGUUCAGGUGGUAGGCCCCAGGGUGCUUGAUGACCCACGCUUCGUCAGGAACAACAGUCUCGGUGUGGGAGCGUCUACGAGCCCUACAGAAGGCGGUGGAGGAGGUAAGAGGGUGCAGGGUAGUAAGAGUGGAAGAGGGAAGAAGAUGAUGGAAAGAAGACCUGAUGUGUUCCCUUCGUCAGCGCCUCCGUCAUCACACCACCACGAGUUUCCUUACAGGUAUCUAAUUAAUGAGCCUGACUUAUGUGGGCGGGACACUACCAUCAUCAACACUAUCGUCUCCUCCGCAGGCAAUAUGGAGUCACGAAUCAAGAUCAGGAAGAUGUGGGGGGCACCUCAGUAUACCAGCCUGGUGAGGAUGAAGACAGUGUUCGUCGUGGCCACCACCAGCUCUGCCCAGCACCAGCGAGACAUUCUCCACGAGAGUCACCGCUACCACGAUAUGAUCCAACUCGAUUUCGUAGAUUCCUAUUCGAAUCUGACACUGAAGACAUUGUCUCUUCUCCACUGGCAACAACACUUUUGCAAGACGGCGAAGUGGAUCCUGAAGAGUGAUGAUGAUAUCUUCGUUAACCCGUUUAUUGUGAGUGACUUCCUACGGCAACACUCUGCCUCAGAACUGGUGUGUAAAGUGAUCGGGGGUUCAAUAGUGUGUCGUCCUGGCAAGCGCUGUCGCCAGAAGUGGGCGGUGUCGUGGCAGGACUACCCUCCCGAGCGCUACCCUCACUACUGCCAGGGAGGAGCCUACGUGGUGUCGGCCAGCAUGGCGCGCCACCUCUACGCUGCAGCCAACAUGACUCACCCCGUCGAGGUGGAGGACGUUUACUUCACCGGCAUCUUGGCCACGCCCUUCCAGCCUAAGAUCUCCAGCCUCUCCCAGCGAAUGUUCCUCAAGAUAACUCCCAAGUCAAGGAAACACUAUGUGGGCAUAGACGCCAUGUUCAUCAUGAACCUUGAACGAUAUAAUAUUAGUGCGUCGUCUAUCUGGAAGAGAAUCCUCAAUGGACGCAACAUUACCCCGCUGUCUGAGGGAUCCCGCGACCCACAACUAACAGCUCACAACUCCUCUCGUGUAGAAAGUAAGACUUGAGACCAGUGCCCAAUAAUCUAUUAAUUCAUAUGCCGUAAUUUCCAACAAAAAACAUGAACAUAACUCAGACUAAUGCUGUUGAUAACAUAACGCCAGUGUUCAGGUGGCCUGCGUGGCGACAGUAAUGCUGACACUUAUUGUGCAGGGUGCCAGGAUUCAGAUACAGGUUCUUCAAUGAUUUUAGGAUGAAUUUUCCUGGUAGUUGUAGAAGUAAACACGGAAUAAAAGUCCUUCUAGGUGUACCUCUGACCUUCACUCAGCACCAGGCAGGAGACAACACUCAGUACAGUACCUGGGCCGGGGUGUACUUUUACUUUUUUUUAUCCUCUUCACCGCUGAUCGGCUCGUUAGCCG